UUCCAGUCUAUGCUAUGCAGUCCCUAUGUCUUCCUGAGUCUAUUUGUGACUACAUCGACAAGAGGAUACGGAGUUGCAUAUGGGCUAAAGGUGGCCACUCUCGAGGCUGGAACCUAGUUUCAUGGAGGGAGGCGAGCUGCUCUAAAAUGGAUGGGGGACUGGGUGUGCACACCACACGGCUCAAUAAUGUAGCAUUGCUUGGUGACUAUAAUCAAGGGGAAUCCUACAUAUGGAAGAGCAUCAUUAGAGCUAAGAAUAACAUUGUGCAUGGCUUUGGGGCUUUAUUAGGUAAUGGGGAAUCAUCCUUUUGGUAUGACAAUUAGCUUGGCACUGGGAAAAUCUGUGAUCAGGUUCCCUUUGUCCAUAUUUCAGAUUCUUCGCUCAAAAUAUGAGACUUGUGUCAACAUGGAGCUUGGUGUCUUCACAGGUUAUCAACCUCCCUGUCACCCCAGACUAAAUCCCAAAUCUGCCAGGUUCGGGUUCCAUUAAAUCAUGUCGGCCAGGAUAUUGUACGAUGGAGAGAGACAAAUAACGACUCCUAUACUACACAGUCGGCAUAUGCGAUGUUAGCCGGGUAUCACAUGACAAAUCAUCACCCUUGCUGGAAAUGUACUUGGAGGAGUAGGGUGCCGGAGAAAAUUAGAUUCUUCCUUUGGUUAAUUGCGAAGGAGGCUCUACCGACGAAUAGUAAAAGACACCACAACCACCUAUGUUCCUCAGCG
Cuscuta europaea is the source of this 722-nucleotide messenger RNA. The record is from the annotation of a GenBank genome assembly. NCBI's taxonomy places the organism in Eukaryota, Viridiplantae, Streptophyta, Magnoliopsida, Solanales, Convolvulaceae.